This is a messenger RNA of Thlaspi arvense, 2031 nucleotides long. Lineage: Eukaryota; Viridiplantae; Streptophyta; Magnoliopsida; Brassicales; Brassicaceae. The record is from the annotation of a GenBank genome assembly.
GGCUAAAGUUCCGCGAAAACCUACGGCGGGGCUGUUCUUUACCGGCUGAGAAUUAUGUGCGGUUCGACGAAGAUACUUCCACUGGAGGCUCCUCCUUCCGACGGGAAUCUCGGUCCACUUCCUCCUUGGCAGCUAACGGACCAGGAAAUCGAAGAGCAAGCAGAGCAAAACACUCCAAAUCAAGCUCCCGCGUCUGUCGCGACUCACACGAGGACUAUCGGAAUCAUUCACCCGCCUCCAGAUAUCAGAGCUGUUCUCGAGAUAACGGCCAAGCAUGUUUCCGAGAAAGGUUUGGCAUUUGAAAAGACGAUCAAAGCUAAAAACGCCGAGAAGCCUCAGUUCAACUUUCUGAACAUCUCCGACCCUUAUCAUGCCUUUUACCAGCACAAGCUCUCUGAUCUAAUGAUCCCAAACCUGAUGACGAGGGUGAAGCAAGCCCCCGAUCAUCAAGCUCAAUUUAGGGUUCCUCCUGAGCCUCUAAAACCUCUGUCGACUCCAGAGCCUGAGAAGUAUACAGUCAGACUUCCUGAAGGGAUUACUGGAGAGGAGCUUGAAAUUGUUAUGCUCACGGCUCAGUUCGCGGCGAGGAACGGGAGAUCGUUCUUGGAUGGGUUGUAUAGUAGAGAGAGUAACAGUCCUCAGUUUCAGUUUCUGAAGCAAACUCAUAGCAUGUUCGGUUUUUUCAAUUCUCUGGUUAAGGCGUAUCGCGAUGUGUUGAUACCUCCUAAAGAUUUGAAAGAAGAGCUGAGAGAGGCUGUUGCUGAUUCCACGACCGUUCUUGAGCGUUGUUUGAAUCGUCUUGAAUGGGAUCGUUCUCAGGAGAAGCAGAGAAAGAAAGAGGAGGAAGAUAUGGAGCUGGAGAGAGUGCAGAUGGCUAUGAUUGACUGGCAUGACUUUGGUGUUGUUACAUCCAUAGAUUUUGCUGACGAGGAGGACGAAGCGCUGCCUCAGCCUAGGACACUUGAGGAGGUUAGAAGGGUGAGCAAAGUAUCGGCGAUGGAAGAAGAUGAAGUUGUUGAGGCUGGAAAGGAAGUUGAAAUGGAGAUGGACGAAGAAGAACUCAAGCUCGUUGAAGAAGGAAUGAGAGCAGCGAACCUGGAAGAGACACGUAUGAGAAUUGUUAAGAACUGGAAGAGGCCAGAAGAUAGGAUCCAAACAGAGAGACAUGUGACUGAAGCUGUUGUUGUUUCACCAAUUACCGGCGAGCUGAUUCCCGUUAGCGAGAUGUCUGAGCACAUGAGGAUUUCGCUUAUUGAUCCUAAGUUCAAAGAGCAGAAGGAUCGUAUGUUUGCUAAGAUUCGUGAGGCCACUCUUGCACAUGAUGAUGAGAUUGCUAAGAACAUUGUCGGGCUCGCUCGUCUGCGUCCUGAUAUCUUUGGGACUACCGAAGAAGAAGUCUCAAACGCUGUCAAGGCAGAGAUGGAGAAGAAGAAGAAAGAUGAGCAGACAAAGCAAGUUAUAUGGGAUGGUUACACAAGAAGUAUCGGCCUCACAGCAAACCAAGCUUUGACUCAGAACUCUAAUGGAGUAGAAGGUCCCAAUAGCUUCCCUGGUCCAGCCGCUUGUCCUCCUCCUGUACCAUGUGUCCCAACAGUCCGACCAUUGCCACCACCACUUCCUCUUUCUGUUCAGUACCCCUGUGCACCGAGGCCAUUAGGUGUUCCAAUGAUGCAACCUAUGCAUCAACAACACCAGUUCUUCAUACCCGGACCACCUGGGCACCCGUCGAUGAUGGUGAACCGACCACCACAAAUGCAGCCUGGUAUGCCUGUGUCGCCUCCACCGGGAUCUCAGGUCUCUGUUCCAAACGGGGAUGAUGGGAAACUCAUUGAGAUCACAGUGCAGUCUUUAUCCGAAAACGUGGGAAGCUUGAAGGAGAAGAUAUCCAGGGAGACACAAAUUCCAGCAAACAAACAGAAGUUAAGUGGGAAAGCAGGGUUCUUGAAGGAUAACAUGUCACUCGCACAUUACAAUGUGGGAGCAGGAGAAAUCAUAACACUGUCUCUGAGAGAACGUGGUGGGAGGAAAAGA